AUAAAAUACAGAAUAAAAAUCAAGUGUUUUUAUGCAAUGGGGGUUUGAAGUGUGGGUGAUAUGGAAUGAGGGGUGGGUCAGUGAUCUUGAGCUCACGGCAGAAGCCAGGAAUUAAGAAGGGAAAUGUUUGUGGUGGGGGCUAUUUUUCGUGCCGGUCCGCCGUUGCGCUGUUGUGAGGUCUACGAAGUAUUUGCAGCCCCGACACUAGGGCCGGCCAGAUCUGGGUGGGCCUGGGCAGCGCACGCUGGGCGGCGCCGAUUUCUGGCAAGGGGAACGCAGUCUGGAUGUAGGGGGCGCGGCUUAGCAGGGCGGAAUGGGCGUGGCCCAAAGAAGCCCCGCCCCGUCCCGCUUAGACAAUGCCCCGGAGCCGCCAGACCGUCGCGCCCCCGCCCCAUCGUAGUAUAUGAGCUCGCCUACCCAAGGACCCCCUAAAAGCCAGUCCCUGAGGCUUGAAGACGGGGACUCCCUUCUCCACCAACUCUGUCCUCGGGGGGUGGGGCCCCAGCCGAGAUCACAGCGCGACAGGAGUGGGGGUGGCCACUAGAGACAGGUGAAGAAACAAGAAAACUAAGAAAUUCGAGCGGUUGGAGGGGGCUUCUGUGUGGAUGGGAUGGGGACGCCGGGGGAGGGGCUGGGCCGCUGCUCCCAUGCCCUGAUCCGGGGAGUCCCAGAGAGCCUGGCGUCGGGGGAAGAUGCGGGGGCUGGCCUUCCGGCUCUGGAUCUGGCCAAAGCCCAAAGGGAGCACGGGGUGCUGGGAGGUAAACUGAGGCAGCGACUGGGGCUACAGCUGCUAGAACUGCCACCUGAGGAGUCGUUGCCGCUGGGACCGCUGCUUGGCGACACGGCCGUGAUCCAAGGGGACACGGCCCUAAUCACGCGACCCUGGAGCCCCGCUCGUAGGCCAGAGGUCGAUGGAGUCCGCAAAGCCCUGCAAGACCUGGGGCUCCGAAUUGUGGAAAUAGGAGACGAGAACGCGACGCUGGAUGGCACUGACGUUCUCUUCACCGGCCGGGAGUUUUUCGUAGGCCUCUCCAAAUGGACCAAUCACCGAGGAGCUGAGAUCGUGGCCGAUACGUUCCGGGACUUCGCCGUCUCCACUGUGCCGGUCUCGGGUCCCUCACACCUGCGUGGUCUCUGCGGCAUGGGGGGACCUCGCACUGUUGUGGCAGGCAGCAGCGAAGCUGCCCAAAAGGCUGUCCGGGCAAUGGCAGUACUGACUGAUCACCCAUAUGCUUCCCUGACCCUCCCAGAUGACGCAGCUGCUGACUGUCUCUUUCUUCGUCCUGGGUUGCCUGGUGUGCCCCCUUUCCUCCUGCACCGUGGAGGUGGGGAUCUGCCCAACAGCCAGGAGGCACUGCAGAAGCUCUCUGAUGUCACCCUGGUACCUGUGUCCUGCUCAGAACUGGAGAAGGCUGGCGCCGGGCUCAGCUCCCUCUGCUUGGUGCUCAGCACACGCCCCCACAGCUGAGGGCCUGGCCUUGGGGUACUGCUGGCCAGGGGUAGGAUAGUAUAGGGAGCAGAAAGGGAAGGAGGGUUAGAUAGAGAAUGCUAAGUAGGCAGUAGUUGGGAGAGAAUCUCAAUAUGGGGGGAGGGCAGAGUGUAGGGAAAAGGAUAGGGGCCACUGGGUGAGUCCUCCCUCUCAGAACCAAUAAAAUAGAAUUGACCUUUUA
Mandrillus leucophaeus (drill) is the source of this 1670-nucleotide messenger RNA. RefSeq names its product dimethylarginine dimethylaminohydrolase 2 (gene DDAH2). The transcript is spliced from 7 exons. The record is from RefSeq and is a predicted model, not a curated record. NCBI's taxonomy places the organism in Eukaryota, Metazoa, Chordata, Mammalia, Primates, Cercopithecidae. Bases 611 to 1468 code for a protein of 285 amino acids. Gene Ontology annotation, biological process: positive regulation of nitric oxide biosynthetic process; arginine metabolic process. Gene Ontology annotation, molecular function: amino acid binding; dimethylargininase activity.